AAUUUUACUCUAAGGGAGCAGGGGAGUGAUCCACCGCCCCCACAGCUGGCUCACCCGCCUGAGGGCUCUGCCGCCCAGUCCCCAAGGCUGGGGCAUCGGGACGCAGGCUGGGCAGUGGGGUGGGGAACCCAAAAGAGCCAGGCUGCCGGGGACGCCAUGGAGCCAUCCUCGCCCCAGGAUGAGGGCCUGAAGAAGAAGCAGCCCAAGAAGCCACCUCCAGAGGUCCUACCGCGCCCACCACGGGCCCUGUUCUGCCUGACGCUGCAGAACCCCGUCCGAAAGGCCUGCAUCAGCAUCGUGGAGUGGAAACCCUUCGAGACCAUCAUCUUGCUCACCAUCUUUGUCAACUGUGUGGCCCUGGCCGUGUACCUGCCCAUGCCAGAAGAUGACAACAACACCCUGAACCUUGGCCUGGAGAAACUGGAGUAUUUCUUCCUCAUCGUUUUCUCCAUUGAAGCCGCCAUGAAGAUCAUCGCCUACGGCUUCCUGUUCCACCCAGACGCUUACCUGCGCAGUGGCUGGAAUGUGCUGGAUUUCAUCAUUGUCUUCCUGGGGGUCUUCACGGUGAUUCUGGAGCAGGUGAACAUCAUCCAGACCAACACAGCCCCGAUGAGCAGCAAAGGCGCCGGCCUGGACGUCAAGGCCCUGAGAGCCUUCCGCGUGCUCAGACCCCUCCGCCUGGUGUCGGGGGUGCCCAGCCUGCAGGUGGUCCUCAACUCCAUCUUCAAGGCCAUACUGCCCCUGUUCCACAUCGCCCUGCUGGUCCUCUUCAUGGUCAUCAUCUAUGCCAUCAUCGGACUGGAGCUCUUCAAGGGCAAGAUGCACAAGACCUGCUACUUCAUCGGGACAGACAUCGUGGCCACAGUGGAGAAUGAGAAGCCAUCACCCUGUGCCCGCACCGGCUCGGGGCGCCCCUGCACCAUCAACGGCAGCGAGUGUCGGGGCGGCUGGCCGGGCCCCAACCACGGCAUCACCCACUUUGACAACUUUGGCUUCUCCAUGCUCACCGUGUACCAGUGCAUCACCAUGGAGGGAUGGACCGAUGUGCUCUACUGGGUCAACGAUGCCAUCGGGAAUGAGUGGCCCUGGAUCUACUUUGUCACCCUCAUCCUGCUGGGGUCUUUCUUCAUCCUCAACCUGGUGUUGGGCGUCCUGAGCGGGGAGUUCACCAAGGAGCGGGAGAAGGCCAAGUCCAGGGGAACCUUCCAGAAGCUCCGGGAGAAGCAGCAGCUGGAGGAGGACCUGCGGGGCUACAUGAGCUGGAUCACACAGGGAGAGGUCAUGGACGUGGAGGACUUGAGAGAAGGGAAGCUGUCUUUGGACGAAGGCGGCUCAGACACGGAGAGCUUGUAUGAGAUCGAGGGCUUGAACAAGAUCAUCCAGUUCAUCCGACACUGGAGGCAGUGGAACCGCAUCUUCCGCUGGAAGUGCCACGACUUGGUCAAGUCCCGAGUUUUCUACUGGCUGGUCAUCCUGGUUGUUGCCCUCAACACCCUGUCCCUUGCCUCUGAGCACCACAACCAGCCCCUGUGGCUGACCCGCCUUCAAGACAUCGCCAACCACGUGCUGCUGGCGCUCUUCACGGUGGAGAUGCUGCUUAAGAUGUACGGACUGGGCCUGCACCAGUACUUCAUGUCCAUCUUCAACCGCUUCGACUGCUUCGUGGUGUGCAGUGGCCUCUUGGAGGUGCUGCUGGUAGAGUCGGGCGCCAUGACACCGCUGGGCAUCUCCGUGCUGCGCUGCAUCCGCCUGCUCCGCCUCUUCAAGAUCACCAAGUACUGGACAGGCCUGAGCAAUCUGGUGGCGUCACUGCUCAACUCCAUCCACUCCAUCGCGUCGCUGCUGCUGCUGCUCUUCCUCUUCAUCGUCAUCUUCGCCCUGCUGGGCAUGCAGCUCUUCGGGGGCCGCUAUGACUUUGAAGACACAGAGGAGCGGCGCAGCAACUUUGACAACUUCCCACAGGCCCUCAUCAGCGUCUUCCAGAUCCUGACGGGCGAAGACUGGACCUCGGUGAUGUACAACGGCAUCAUGGCAUACGGUGGGCCGUCCUACCCCGGCGUGCUGGUGUGCAUCUACUUCAUCAUCCUCUUCAUCUGCGGCAACUACAUCCUUCUCAAUGUCUUCCUGGCCAUUGCGGUGGACAACCUGGCUGAGGCCGAGAGCCUGACUUCUGCCCAGAAAGCCAAGGCUGAGGAGAGGAAGCGCAGGAAGAUGUCCAAGGGUCUUCCGGAAAAGUCCGAGGAGGAGAAGGCCACGAUGACCAAGAAGCUGGAGCAGAAGCCCAAGGGGGAGGGCAUCCCCACCACUGCCAAGCUGAAAAUUGACGAAUUUGAAUCAAAUGUCAAUGAAGUGAAGGACCCUUACCCCUCAGCUGACUUCCCAGGAGAUGAUGAAGAAGAGGAGCCAGAGAUCCCAGUGAGCCCCCGGCCACGCCCCCUGGCUGAGCUGCAGCUGAAAGAGAAGGCUGUGCCCAUCCCGGAAGCCAGCUCCUUCUUCAUCUUCAGCCCCACAAAUAAGAUCCGAGUCCUGUGUCACCGUAUCGUCAACGCCACCUGGUUCACCAACUUCAUCCUCCUCUUCAUCCUGCUCAGCAGUGCCGCGUUGGCUGCUGAGGACCCCAUCCGGGCCGAGUCCAUGAGGAAUAAGAUCCUUGGGCAUUUUGACAUCGCCUUCACCUCUGUCUUCACUGUGGAGAUUGUCCUCAAGAUGACCACCUAUGGUGCCUUCCUGCACAAGGGUUCCUUCUGCCGCAACUACUUCAACAUCCUGGACCUGCUGGUGGUGGCUGUGUCUCUCAUCUCCAUGGGACUUGAGUCCAGCGCCAUCUCGGUGGUGAAGAUCCUGAGGGUCCUGCGGGUGCUCAGGCCCCUCCGAGCCAUCAACAGAGCCAAGGGACUGAAGCACGUGGUGCAGUGCAUGUUUGUGGCCAUCAGCACCAUCGGCAACAUUGUGCUGGUCACCACCUUCCUGCAGUUCAUGUUCGCCUGCAUCGGUGUCCAGCUCUUCAUGGGAAAGUUCUUCAGCUGCAAUGACUUAUCCAAGAUGACAGAGGACGAGUGCAAGGGCUACUACUUCAUAUACAAGGAUGGGGACCCCACUCAGAUCGAGCUGCGCCGCCGCGAGUGGGUACACAACGACUUCCACUUCGACAACGUGCUCUCGGCCAUGAUGUCGCUCUUCACUGUCUCCACCUUCGAGGGGUGGCCUCAGCUGCUGUACAAAGCCAUUGACUCCCAUGCGGAGAACUUGGGCCCCAUCUACAACAACCGGGUAGAGAUAGCCAUCUUCUUCAUCGUCUACAUCAUCCUCAUUGCCUUCUUCAUGAUGAACAUCUUUGUGGGCUUCGUCAUCGUCACCUUCCAGGAGCAGGGCGAGACAGAGUACAAGGACUGCGAGCUGGACAAGAACCAGCGCCAGUGCGUGCAGUACGCCCUGAAGGCCCGGCCUCUGAAGUGCUACAUCCCCAAGAACCCCUACCAGUACCAGGUGUGGUACGUGGUCACGUCCUCCUACUUCGAGUACCUGAUGUUUGCCCUCAUCAUGCUCAACACCAUCUGCCUGGGCAUGCAGCACUAUAACCAGUCCGAGGAGAUGAACCACAUCUCAGACAUCCUCAACGUGGCCUUCACCAUCAUCUUCACACUGGAGAUGAUCCUCAAGCUCAUGGCGUUCAAGGCCAAGGGCUACUUCGGAGACCCCUGGAACGUGUUUGACUUCCUGAUUGUCAUCGGCAGCAUCAUCGACGUCAUUCUCAGUGAGAUCGACACUUUCCUGGCCUCCAGCGGGGGACUAUAUUGCCUGGGUGGAGGCUGCGGGAACGUUGACCCCGACGAGAGCGCCCGCAUCUCCAGCGCCUUCUUCCGCCUGUUCCGGGUCAUGAGGCUCAUCAAGCUGCUGAGCCGGGCCGAGGGGGUCCGCACGCUGCUCUGGACCUUCAUCAAAUCCUUCCAGGCCCUGCCCUACGUGGCUCUGCUCAUCGUCAUGCUGUUCUUCAUCUAUGCUGUCAUUGGCAUGCAGAUGUUUGGGAAGAUCGCCUUGGUGGAUGGCACGCAGAUCAACCGGAACAAUAAUUUCCAGACCUUCCCCCAAGCCGUGCUGCUGCUCUUCAGGUGUGCCACAGGUGAGGCAUGGCAGGAGAUCCUGCUGGCCUGCAGCUACGGGAAGCUGUGUGACCCUGAGUCGGACUAUGCCCCAGGCGAAGAGUACACAUGCGGCACCAACUUCGCCUACUACUACUUCAUCAGCUUCUACAUGCUCUGUGCCUUCCUGAUCAUCAACCUCUUUGUGGCCGUCAUCAUGGACAACUUUGACUACCUAACGCGGGACUGGUCCAUCCUGGGUCCCCACCACCUGGAUGAGUUCAAAGCCAUCUGGGCUGAGUACGACCCGGAAGCCACGGGCAGAAUCAAGCACCUGGAUGUGGUCACCCUGCUAAGGAGGAUCCAGCCCCCCCUGGGCUUUGGAAAGUUCUGCCCACAUCGUGUGGCGUGUAAGCGGCUGGUGGGCAUGAACAUGCCCCUCAACAGUGAUGGCACCGUCACCUUCAAUGCCACGCUCUUUGCCCUGGUUCGCACAGCACUCAAAAUCAAAACAGAAGGCAACUUUGAACAGGCCAACGAGGAGCUGAGGGCCAUCAUCAAGAAGAUCUGGAAGAGAACCAGCAUGAAGCUCCUGGACCAGCUCAUCCCUCCCAUCGGAGAUGACGAGGUGACUGUGGGGAAGUUCUACGCCACCUUCCUCAUCCAGGAGCACUUCCGCAAGUUCAUGAAGCGCCAGGAGGAGUAUUAUGGGUACCAGCCCAAGAAGGAUACCGUACAGAUCCAGGCAGGACUGAGAACGAUAGAGGAGGAGGCAGCCCCUGAGAUCCGCCGCACCAUCUCAGGGGACCUGACGGCUGAAGAGGAGCUGGAGCGAGCCAUGGUGGAGGCGGCCAUGGAGGAGGGCAUCUUCCGGAGGACUGGAGGCCUGUUUGGCCAAAUGGACAACUUUCUGGAAAGAACCAACUCCCUGCCCCCCGUCAUGGCCAACCAGAGACCCCUCCAGUUUGUCGAGAUUGAGAUGGAGGAGCUGGAGUCGCCUGUCUUCCUGGAGGAUUUCCCUCAAGAUCCCAACGCCCACCCUCUGGCUCAUGCCAACACCAACAAUGCCAACGCCAAUGUUGCCCAGGGCAACCGAGGCCCUAGCAACAGCCAGGCUUUCUCCAGUGUCCACUGCGAGGAGGAACUUCCUGGAGAAACAGAGACACUGGCAGCCAGAAGAGGAGCCUUCAGCCAUGCCCGGAAGACCCUAGGCCCCCAUGGUGUAUCCUGUGUGGAGAAGCCAAGAGGACAGCUGAACCAGAGCAUGGUGCCAGGCACUGGGUCAGCCCCUGCCCCCCACCAGUGGUCCAGGAAGGAGCCGCCCCCUGCAGAGGAGAGGAGCCCCACUCUGGGGCCACUGCCUGAGGAGCCCCCCCACAGUAGCAGGGCCCGGGGGAGUCCUUCUAAGCACCCAGCUCCAGCGACAGCCCGGCUUAUCCAGGAGGCUCUGGUCCGAGGGGGCCUGGACAGCUUGGCAGCUGAUGCUGGCUUCAUCAUGGUGACAGGCCAGGCCCUGGCAGAUGCCUGCCAGAUGGAGCCAGAGGAAGUGGAGGUGGCGGCGACAGAGCUCCUGAGAGGACGGGAGUCUCCAGAGGAUGUGACCCAUGGCUCCAGCCUCCAGUCCUCAAUGGGCAGCCUGGACCUGCCCCAAGGCUCCCAGGAGACCCUCAUUACCCCUGGGCCAUGAAAGGGGGCCCAGAACCAGCACCUUCAGUGGGGGGCUGGGGCAGCAAGUGGUGGAAACCUCCCACCCCCAUCUGCCAGCAGCUGAGCAGGUGGACUGAACAGCAGCAUCAAGAAACACUCCAACUGCCAAAGAAGAUGGACAGGUCCUUCUCUCCCGCUGAAGGCUCCCUCAAGUGGAGUUUCUCCUGUCACCUGGCCAGCCUGUCAGUGCCUCAGCUGCUUGGCCUGAGGCCACUCCCAACAGCAGGACAGUAAAAUCACCAGCCUGUGA
Molecule: messenger RNA, 6036 nt
Organism: Erinaceus europaeus (western European hedgehog)
Lineage: Eukaryota; Metazoa; Chordata; Mammalia; Eulipotyphla; Erinaceidae
Gene: CACNA1S
Product: calcium voltage-gated channel subunit alpha1 S
Exons: 44
Coding region: 157-5766 (1869 amino acids)
Biological process (GO): calcium ion import across plasma membrane
Cellular component (GO): membrane; voltage-gated calcium channel complex
Molecular function (GO): high voltage-gated calcium channel activity
Source: RefSeq, a predicted model, not a curated record